This is a messenger RNA of Botrytis porri, 1857 nucleotides long. RefSeq lists its product as uncharacterized. The transcript is spliced from 10 exons. The record is from RefSeq and is a predicted model, not a curated record. NCBI's taxonomy places the organism in Eukaryota, Fungi, Ascomycota, Leotiomycetes, Helotiales, Sclerotiniaceae. The coding region runs from base 1 to 1857 and encodes 618 amino acids.
AUGGAAGAUGAUUUCCUCAAGCCUGGAGCCAAUGAAACUUGUCGCUACCGCCAAUUUGACCCAAAGCUCAAAGAACAUGCGUUGAAGUUAGAGAGCUAUGCUAGAACUGAUGGCAAAGGUUCUUUAGAUGCUCCGAAAAGGACUCUUGUCCAUCGUAACGUAUACCAAAAACACAACAUUACACACAAGUUGAGAUUAGUAGAUGGAAUGGCAGUCCCAAACGAAGACAUUGAAAAAUACCUGACCCCUCCAACAAAUAUUAAAAAGCUUUUCAGCCAGGCCCCUAUUGCUCUAAUUCGACAACCUUGGGAUUCUUUGACGCCCAGAGAACGAGAGAAAGCAUAUGGAGAGCUUUCGAAAUAUGAUUUCCAACAAAUUUGGUCCCAUCAUCUUAAAGAACUUGGUCCGAAGCCUACCCAAGUAGCUACCGAUGCACUGAAAAAUCAACUUCGUGAAAACCUACCAGAUUACUGGCGCUCGUGGCAUAAGUCGUACUCGUAUGAACUUCCGAGAGCAUUUAAAAUGUUGCAGGAGAGGCGUCGAUUUCUUGAUAGGGGAGAAAUUCCAGAACAUGUAGACAGUAUUAGCAAGUCUGAGGAAGCUCCCAUAAAAUUGAAGAAUGCACCAAAAAAACUGGAGAAGCCUUCUGAGAAGAUACACAUUCCAUCUUUCACACACCUUCGUUGGUCUGCAUCUUUAGAAUCAGUAGCAUCCUCGCCUAAACUAGCAAUAGCCCCGAUGUAUGAAUCAGAGAUCCCUGCUCAAUCGAAACCUGCUCAAACUGUGGCAGGCAUGAGUUCAGUAGUGAAAAGGUCUACAAAGACUGAAUCAUCAGGAGCCUCAAUUUUAGGUCGUGUCUCUGCCUCAAUUACCGGUGUACUCGGGUAUGACAACGAAAAAGUCCUCUAUCUAGAAUGUGGAAAGGAUUUCGUUAACCAUCAAGCGUUUCUUGACCAUUUUAAACACGCUCACAGCCGUAAUUUCGGAGAUCUCAAUCAAGCUAUGAUGGAUGAAAUGAGUCCUAAUACGGUUUCAGAUAGCCUUCCCCUUGCUGACACUACCACGCUCUCUCCUGAGGUACCUGCUCCAAAUAGUCUUAAUACCUCUUCAUCCACAAGCUCCCAUGUCGAGCAUGAGGCUAACAAUUAUCUCACCAAACCCGCAACCAACACAUCUUCCAAUUCCAAGUCAAGCUCGACAAGAUGUUCGAUUCCUCAAUCAUUCACCAAGCCUAUCCUCAAGGCACCAAAACGGCCAGCCGGAGUUGCGGAUAUGUCUGGAUCGAAGCGACCAUCUUCGAAAAUGAGACGGUUGAGCCCAGUAUGUGUCAAAUCUUCUGUUUCUGAAAGAGACAACUUGACGGAUCCCAUGGAUCUUGAUAAUCCCCGGAUGAUUGUAGUAGCCGAUCCAGCAGAGUCUGGUGCCGGAUCAACCAGCUUCCUCACCACUGUUGUUUCUUCUUCACUUCAAACUGCUUCACUCUCAGUUUCGUCGAGUGAAAAAGCUCGAGAUAAAAUUAGCCCGACUGUCCAGGAGGUGGAUACUUCUGCCGAGCUGCCAGCUGCUGUUAAACUAGACAUUGAAACUCCAUCUGACAUCGAGCCUUCCACUAGACUAGGCGCCAGUAUGCCCACAAUCAUCACUGAGACGACCGCCUCCUCAACCGACACGGAUAAGAAGCCACAAUUGAAAGUUGAAGAAGAUCUAAAAAUUUCAGAGGCAGAAAUAAAGAGUAGUGAAGAGGAAGUAAGGAGACGGGAGACAGAACAUGAGGAUGCGAUAAGAAUUGCUGAGGCGAGAAUGGAAUUGCAUAAAGUUAGGAGAAAGAUUGAAACAUUGAGGUCGGGAAAUUUGUGA